AUGGCUGACGGCAUCGACGCUGCAAGCUGGUAUGCCUGGUUCACCGAGCCUAGCUUUGUUCCAUCCGCCUACCAUUAUAUCCUCCGUGGGACAUUCUGGUUCUUUAUGACAAUCUCCCUUCUGCUGCUCUCGCCAAUUCUCCUGCUGCUGGUCAUCGACUUGGUGCUGUAUUUCUGGCGACUCUCAACUGUUAGCAAACCGGCCGCACACAUGCUGCAAGCCGGCCACACCACUGGCCCGCCGAAACCGCCAGCUCGCUCGGCGCAGGAUGGAUCAGCCGGGAUAAAGAAGCUCAACUGA
Messenger RNA from Canariomyces notabilis, 300 nucleotides. RefSeq lists its product as uncharacterized. The transcript is spliced from 2 exons. Lineage: Eukaryota; Fungi; Ascomycota; Sordariomycetes; Sordariales; Chaetomiaceae. The coding region runs from base 1 to 300 and encodes 99 amino acids. The record is from RefSeq and is a predicted model, not a curated record.